This is a messenger RNA of Aspergillus brunneoviolaceus CBS 621.78, 165 nucleotides long. RefSeq lists its product as uncharacterized. The annotation marks the transcript as partial. NCBI's taxonomy places the organism in Eukaryota, Fungi, Ascomycota, Eurotiomycetes, Eurotiales, Aspergillaceae. The record is from RefSeq and is a predicted model, not a curated record. The transcript has a single exon.
CUCUUAAAACAUUAUAAUAAGAACUAUACUAUUCAUCUUAUUAAAAAUAAAUUAUUAUUAUUUAGAUUUAUUUAUCUAUUCUCAGAGAGAGAACUUUCAGUUUUUAAAAAUAUAUUAAUAAAAAUACUACUAAUAAAAAAAUAUAUCUAUCUAAAAGUUUUAUAA